Molecule: messenger RNA, 944 nt
Organism: Drosophila bipectinata
Lineage: Eukaryota; Metazoa; Arthropoda; Insecta; Diptera; Drosophilidae
Product: elastase-1
Biological process (GO): proteolysis
Molecular function (GO): serine-type endopeptidase activity
Source: RefSeq, a predicted model, not a curated record
CAAAGCUCAACCAUGAAGGCUGCUUUAGAUCUCAGCCCUCGGUGGUGGCUUCUAUUCCUCCUAAACUUCCUUGUCUGGGCAGGAUUCGAUUCGGGUCAAGCGGUUCCUAUUGUCGGUGGCAGGAUUGUAUCAACCGUGGGUAGCAUAAGCAAAUACCCGUUUAUGGUCUCUCUGCAGGAUAUCCUUUGGAGAAAUGCGACUGAAGGACUGUCUUACCGGCACUUUUGUGGUGGCAGCUUGAUUAGCGAUCGCUGGAUACUGUCCGCCGCUCAUUGCAUCUGGAAGAAAAAUAUUCACAAUAUCGCUGCGUUUAUUGGCUAUGAGAACAUUGAAAACAUUUCUCAGCUCGAACCAUAUGGUCUGGAAAGCGCGGAGUAUAUUUACUUCCAGCCUUCAAACUUCCGGAAUGAUAUAGUCUUGCUUUACAUGAGACAACGGUAUAGGAGUGCCUUAAGCCCUGAUCUUCAAUUUGCUCAGCUGCCACCCCAAGGCAUGAAACCAGAUCGAAAUGAAUCCUGUCGAAUCAUUGGCUAUGGAGCCACCCAACACGCUGGUCCUUCGCAGAAGAAUCUUUUUGAAGCUGAAGUUCAGGUUAUUACCAAUCAAAAAUGUAGACAGAUCAUUGGCCAUGUUUGGGCCCCGCAGAAUGGAGCGAAUACAGUGUGUGCUUUAGGCAACAACCAGGAUUCUUGCCAAGGCGAUUCAGGAGGACCCUUGAUUUGUCCUUAUGGCGGCCAAGACUAUAUCUACGGCCUUGUUUCUCAUGGACUUACUUGUGGUAUUCAGGGUAUGCCCAGCAUUUACACGGUUACCCGGCCAUACUACGAUUGGGUACAACUGCUUUUGCAAUCCUAGAUCUCUGGGGAUCACGUAUACGUAGUUGAAUUUAUUAUACGUUAUCAAACAAAAAACAGUUACGAAUAUAUAUAUACUUAAACAAUGCA